Molecule: messenger RNA, 1209 nt
Organism: Didymosphaeria variabile
Lineage: Eukaryota; Fungi; Ascomycota; Dothideomycetes; Pleosporales; Didymosphaeriaceae
Exons: 1
Coding region: 1-1209 (402 amino acids)
Source: RefSeq, a predicted model, not a curated record
AUGCCACGCUCUCAGCAGCACAACCGCGUCCUCGAGCCGGUCGUGAUCGAGAUCGAGUUGACCCCUCCCUCCUCACCCGAACCGUCAGGUCCAGACUCUGACCUCGAUUCGGAUGAUGGUUUCGAUGAGUUGAUUCUUGAUGGAUCACGUCGCUCUUCCACAGCAGCAACAUCCGCUAAUUCGCAGACGUCAGUCGCAUCUUCAAGCCCUGCUGUGCAGGAGCUCAAGUCGCGGUCUCUUCUUGGUGAGCUUCUUCACGCCUACGCUUGUGCUGAACAUGGCCAUCACAAAGGCAAACCUGCCGAUGGCCCGCGCCACAAGAUCAUUGACUAUAUCCACAAGAACGCGGUGACCGUGGCUGACGUGAAGCUCCUGAUCCCGAAGUAUAACAAUGACUUUGGCUUCAUCAAUAAGCUCGUCAGCGCUCUUGGUUUCCAUUGCGCUGGAGGGCACGUUUCAGAGGGAGAUAAAGAAAUGAUCUUCCUCCACAUCCUCACGCAUGCUGAUGAGCGCUCGUCCCUGUACGAACGGGUCCACGCUCGCAUCAAGCACUGUGAGAACGCGAUGAUGAAGACGCCACACAAGUUUCGGGCGCAAUGUGAGAAGCGCCGGAACGAGCAGCGUGAGCAACAACGUGAGCAACAAGAGCAAGCACAGGAACGUGCGAAGCGCAUGUCGGAAUUCCCCAAGCAUAUGCUGGCACCAGUGUCCAACCCUGACAUCUUCCCCUUCGGCGCCACGUCAAUGGCACAGAUGUAUGUUGAUGUCUACGGCAUGGGCUGGGAUGAGGUACGCCGUCUCGGUAAGCAUACGGAAACUUCAAAGCCGUUCGAGGAGCCGUGGGUGCUAAAGCCGAAUUUUGCCACCACGGUGCCUCUCUUACCCCGUUCCCUAUACAAGAAGAGCCGACCGAAAGUUAAUAUUCCAUCUAAGGAUGCUCUCAAGGGUGCGUAUGCGCUGCAGUGUCUUGCGCCUACUGACUGGGUGAUGCCGAAUGACUGGCAUUACCGUGAUCAUCUCGCAAAGAGGGCUACGGCUAGGGACGGCGGCCAUCUUGAUCGUGGCGAUGGUGAGAAGGUCAGGGUGAAGCUGCCGUCACGAAUCACGGCUCAAGCUUCCAGUAAGUCUGGUGUGCGUGCAGAAGGUGAAGUGGCGAACGUGAAGAUGCCGAUGCCCGACUUCAUGAUUCGGCUGGUCGAGGUAGGUUGA